AUGUCCCGGAAAUCUGCAGGGCCGGUAGCACUCGGAAGCAAACAGAUUCCGGAAGGCGCAGAAAACUGUUUGGCGGGUUUGACCUUCGUCUUCACGGGAGACCUCAGCUCAAUAUCGCGUGAUACAGCGACGGAUUUGGUGAAGCGGUAUGGCGGGAAAACAACCACUGCGGCAAGUUCCCGAACUUCAUACGUCGUAGUUGGAGCGGAACCUGGGGAGUCGAAAAUGAAGAAAGUCAAAGAACAUAAUAUCAAGACGGUGGAUGAAGACGGCUUCUUCGAUCUCAUCCGGACGCGACCAGCCGCAUCUAGCUCGCCCGCUAAGGGAUCCACGGCGAAAGGCAAAGCGAAAACAUCUGCCGCGGCGACAGCUGCGGCUUCGAAAAUCACACCUGCAGCCGCACCCUUAGACGGUAACGAGCAGCUCUGGACGACAAAAUACAAACCUCGUUCAUAUUCGGAUAUCAUCGGAAACAAAACCCUCGUGCAAAACCUGGCAGCAUGGCUGAAAGACUGGGAAAAGAACCGGAAGAACGGCUUCAAGCGAAUGGGUGGGCAAGAGUUCUCCGCCAACCGUGCGGCAUUGUUGUCCGGACCUCCCGGUAUAGGGAAGACUACCACCGCCCAUCUAGUGGCUGAGAUGGAGGGCUUCAAUGUGCUGGAGCUGAACGCUAGUGACACCAGGAAUAAGAAGGCGCUUGAUGAGACACUAGGGACGUACGCCGUUACAGAGUUCUUCCUCCCAGAGAACCAGGCUGAUGAGGCGCCCAAAGGAAAGGAACAGGCUGCGCCCGUCGAGAGAAAGAAGCAGAUUGUGAUCAUGGACGAAGUGGAUGGCAUGUCCGGUGGCGACAGAGGGGGUAGCGCGGAACUGAUACAGCUGAUCAAAAAGACGAAGGUCCCCAUAAUCUGCAUCUGCAAUGACAGGCAGUCGGCCAAGGUCAAGUCGCUGGCCAACUACUGUGCUGAUUUCAGAUUCCGAAGGUGCGGGCGGAAGUUCAGGUGCUCAUUCCCCGUGGAAAGUGCAUGUGCUCACAAUAUCAAUAGGGAAGGGUUGGAGUUGAAGCCCAAUGUGGUCACCGAACUGACGAGCAGCACGGGAGCGGAUAUCCGGCAGAUCCUCAACCUGCUCUCCACUUACCGCUUAGGAAGUGGAGUGAUGAACUACGAUCAAUCGAAGGACUUGGCACGAUCUGCCGAGAAGAACACAACGAUAUCCCCAUUUGAAGCCACUGCGAACCUUCUCGGCGGCGGGUCGUUCAAUAACAUGCGAUUCUACGAGAAGAUGGAGCUGUAUUUCCACGACUAUAGCCUGAUGCCGCUCAUGAUCCAGGAAUCAUACAUCAAGACGCAACCCGCAAUAGCUAGGUCUCUGGGCGGAGCAAAUCCGAAAAAAGUUGCUUUGGAGCACUUGCUCUGCCUUUCCAAUGCGGCCGACUCGAUAUCACAGGCUGACAUCCUUGACAACGUUCAACGAAGCUGGAGUCUCAUGCCGUUGCACGCUGUGCUCUCGACCGUCCGGCCCGCAUUUUUCACACAUGGGUCCAUUGGAGGCCCUACUGGAUUCCCUAGCUGGCUGGGUCAGAAUUCGAAACAGAUGAAAAACACACGACAACUGCGGGAGAUUCAAAGUCACAUGCGGCUCCACAUUUCUGGCAAUAAGCGGGAGGUGCGACUCAGCUACCUGCCUGCUCUGGCCCCGGCCCUGGCUCAACCUUUGAUCAAGCAAGGAGCGGAUGCCAUUGAAGAUGUCAUCCAAGUCAUGGAUGAUUACUACCUCAACAAGGAAGAUUGGGACUCAGUCAUGGAGUUGGGUCUAGGUCAACUGUCGAUGGCCAAGCUUGCUAACAAGAUUCCCACCGCUGUGAAAUCAUCGUUCACGAGGAUUUACAACAAAGGAACCCAUCCAACAGCGGUGGUCAGCCUUCACGUCUCGAAAGGGAAAACCAAAGCGGCCGCGGGCCCUGCACCAGAUCUAGAGGACAUUGUAGAAGCCGAGGAGCCGGACAUGGAGGAAGACGACGAAGCUGAGGAUGAGGAUGAUAUUGCAACGGAUAGAAUGAUCAAGCAAAAGAAAGCGCCGGCGGCAUCAUCAAAGGCGGCUGCGCCGGCUGCUGCGAAGGGCAGAGGAAAGGCUAACGCAUCGUCUUCUAAGAAGAAAUAG
Fimicolochytrium jonesii is the source of this 2163-nucleotide messenger RNA. RefSeq names its product replication factor RFC1 C terminal domain-containing protein. Gene Ontology annotation, cellular component: nucleus; DNA replication factor C complex. NCBI's taxonomy places the organism in Eukaryota, Fungi, Chytridiomycota, Chytridiomycetes, Spizellomycetales, Powellomycetaceae. Bases 1 to 2163 code for a protein of 720 amino acids. Gene Ontology annotation, biological process: DNA replication; DNA repair. The record is from RefSeq and is a predicted model, not a curated record. Gene Ontology annotation, molecular function: ATP binding; DNA binding; ATP hydrolysis activity. The transcript has 13 exons.